AUGGCUCAUGCCACACUGUCCAACCGUUUGACCUGUCACCUCAGGAUAAGGACACUGUGUAUUCCAGGGAUGAUGUCAUCACCCAACAUGGCCGCAGGGAUCAACACAGAGAGGAAACACGGAGGUCUGGGCCCCAUGAAGAUCCCUCUGCUGGCUGACCCCACCCAGGCCAUCUCCAGGGACUACGGAGUGCUGAAGGAGGAUGAGGGCAUAGCCUACAGAGGUCUGUUUGUGAUUGAUGACAAGGGCAUCCUGAGGCAGAUCCCCAUCAACGACCUGCCAGUGGGGUGCUCUGUGGAUAAGACACUGCAGCUGGUGCAGGCCUUCCAGCACACUGACAAGUUUGGAGAGGUGUGCCCAGCAGGGUGGAGACCAGGGAGCGACACCAUCGUCCCAGACGUCCAGAAGAGCAAGGAGUUUUUCUCCAAACAGAACUGAUCCCUCCACACCUCCUUAGAGGUGCUACAUCUAUACAGGGUACUAACUGAGCACUUACUGUUGUUAGCUGGAUCGCUGACUGACUGAGUCUGCUGAUCGCAUUGAUUCUGUGUAAACUACACUGUCAGUGGGGAUGUGUUUUGUGAGAUUUCUUGAAAAUGAUAUAUUAUUUGUGUAUUAGGCUUGAUGUUGAUUCCAUCAUGGGGCCUAUUUUACUGCUGUUUACUGCUUGUAAUUAAGCAUUUCACUGUUAGGUCUACACCUGUUGUAUUUGGUGCAUGUGACAAAUAACAUUUGAUUUGAUUAGAUUACAAUUCAAACAGUGCCAUGUGAGUAUUUUGUUGA
This is a messenger RNA of Salmo salar (Atlantic salmon), 783 nucleotides long. Its product is annotated as peroxiredoxin-like. Lineage: Eukaryota; Metazoa; Chordata; Actinopteri; Salmoniformes; Salmonidae. Gene Ontology annotation, molecular function: thioredoxin peroxidase activity. Gene Ontology annotation, cellular component: cytosol. Gene Ontology annotation, biological process: cellular response to stress; removal of superoxide radicals; response to oxidative stress. The record is from RefSeq and is a predicted model, not a curated record.